AUGUCUACCGAUGACCCAUUCUCGUUUCUGCCCGCGGAGCAGCCCAAACCCGUCAAAAAGCCCCAUUGGAGAGAUAAGCUAUUCUCAAAAGAUAAGAGCAAAGUCGCUGCGCAGCAAAAUAAAGAUAUCGCAGACUUCUUGGGCUCAUCUCGCACUCCAGACCCUGCGACGGUACCCCCGCCUAACAAUCUAAGAUACUUGCCUCCGCAAAACGCUACCCCUCACCACAUUCCUCCCUCCCAAGACGCCUCCGGAUACCCUCCACCAUCGAAGCCGACACCUGCGCAAGCGCCAGCAUCAGCACCGAUUCGCGAUAAUUAUGCCGGGUUCGAUUUCUCAGAUCUCCAAUCUGCCCCUGUCUCCGCCCCCGCCCAUACCCCUGCCAAGCCCCAUAGCCGGAAAGGGAAAGGGCUGCAGGUGGGAUUCAGCAACCAGAAACCCGAGGUGAUUGGGGAAGGGGGCGAUGAGACCGAGUCCCCAACAAUAGAAAUAUCAAGGGCCCGCGAAAGGUCGCUGAGCAGGGGAGCCCAACCGGAUCGAUCGCAGCUACCCAACCUCCGACUUGACACAUCGCUGGGCGAUGGUGCGCGAGCCCGCCAGGCCAACUUGUCGCCUCAGCGCGAUCGAUCGGAUUGGAAACCACCACUGAUGCACAGCACUCAGAAUGCGGAAUUCUUGAGGACAUUGCCGCAGAGCGAAAGCGGCUCUCGCUUAUCAUUCCGUGGGGACAACGAGGCGAGUACCUUCGCACAACGCGUCCGCGAUAAGAUGCAAGCGGAGGAAGGUCGCGCAUUGCACCAUCGCUACGACGAAAAUGCACUGUCUCCCGGAGCCGAAACUGAGGAUCUCCCAACUCCCCCCAGUCCUCCCAGCCCUGAACCAUCCUCGAAACUUCAUAAUGAUCCCGAAUCAGCCUACGACACAGCACCAACUUCGGUCUCUUCGAAUGCACCUCCAUCGUCUUUGUCGAUGAGGUCUAUCGUUGAUUCGAUUCGCGACCCCGCAAGUCCUGCAACACAACACGCGCCAGCGAAUCUCAGUCCUAUUGACCCGCGAAUGCCCCCGAAUCUCAUUCCAGGUAGUCCUGGCAAGAUUUCUCCAACGCGUGCCAAAGCACCACAGGAGUUGCCUCAGUCGGGCCCGAUCCCACCGCCCAGUCGCGAAGGUCGGGAGCCGGCCGGCAGCGCCCAACCCCCGAGAUUCUCUCUUCGGAACGUUGCCAAUCAGGUUGGCGAUACCGCAUUUGCGGAGUUCAAAGAAUACAAUGCACGGUAUCAAAGCCAUGUUCAGCAUUCAGCAGAGAGUGUCAAACCUCCGAGCGAUGUUUCGCUGGCAGAAUGGGUUCGGGCUGCGGUGUGGUGGUUCCUGCGCGGAAAAACGCGACUAGAAGCAUAUGCUCGUUCUCGUUCGACCUCGCCUCCUGGUCUGGCCAAGCAAGCCGUGGUUGAUCUUGGGAAGGCGUUAUGGAUUAACGAAAAUAUCGUGCCUAGUCAUCGUGACCUCUCUCGGUACGGUGCCAUGAGUGUCGACGCCCUUCUUGCUGUUGCGAGCACUACUGGCGACAAGGAUUUGGCAGACCUUCUGGGGAUACACCACACUCUCAGCAAUCAUCUCCGGUCGCUUUCCAUGUCCAUCAAACGGAACAACAUCCUCUCUUUAGUCAUCUCAGAUGAAACGUCUCCUACUCAGUUGGAUACGAGUGUUUGGAUGCGUUAUCCUUUCUAUGCGCCCGACGUCACGGCAGUAUUAUCUGGCUCCGCAACGCGGUCCAUGUUGGUGGAAAGCGUGGGUAAAAUGCCAAGUUUGGUCCACAUGAUGCCUUUGGGCGACACGAGUCGAUACUUCAGCUACGGUAGCAUGUUUGUUCAGGUCUGCGUGAGCUCCAGUGACGACGAUGGGCAACAGCAAUAUGCCAUGCCCUGUGUAUUGACCAUUGUCCGUGAGCGCUCGGAUUGGUAUGUCUUUGCUGCAAUUACCAGUCAAAGUCAGCUCGUCAAUAUCCUGAUCCAGUCCGAUCGCAAGCAAGGUCCAACUUGGGAGGAUGUGGACUGGCAAGUCCGGUCCCAUUCGAUGCGGGUCAAGCUUCCUCGUGGAUUUGAGUUGGAUGUCAUGUUCAAGGACGAAGACUUCAAGACUCUUUGGAAUAUUGUCAAAUACACACAGAAGUCGGAGAACAGUCUGCAUCCGGAGGCAGGCGAGACGUUGGUGUUUGAGAAUACUGUCAAACUGUUCCAGUAUAUGGAUCCAGGCACGCCAAAGGCGUUCCCUCCAGAACCUACAGAAAGAUCUCGAAUCCGUUUGUUCGAGCGAUCGGUCACUGUUACUGAAGGCACCGGUACCCGCAACGCGCACCGGGGAUUCCGACUGGCUGUCAUGACCAGCCCUAAGGUCAAGACGUUGAGCAGCAUUCGGCAUAUAUUGGGUAACGGCUCCCCGGUUGUAUUCGGUCUCUUGCGAGGAGAAAACGGCGCACCUGCUCUUCUGCUCAAAGUGACCGAGGAGGGGCGCACGAGAUCCAUGUUGAUGACGUUUCAUGAGGUGGAGGAGCGUACACGGAUACACUCUGUGCUGCUGGGCAUGGCUCCGCGGGAAGGAGAGGUCAAGUCGCCCGAAUUCGCCAUUCAGUCCUACUGCAUCGAGCAACCGGAGGAUGCAUUCAGCGGCCAACCGCCGGUUAAACACCUCCAGUUCCCUGCCGGAAGCGUCUGUGUCAUUGAUCAGGAGCAUGCUUACGUUGAUCAUGGCUAUGGACCGACGAUCCUGUCCGAACAUUUGAGGGCCUUUAUCUCCACCGAAUGGGGCUCAGUCACGGAUCGCAUCAAUUUGGGGCCUGGUGAACUGAAGAUCGGCUUGGAUGUCCAUCGCCAGACCAGCAUGAGCCUGUUCCGCUCCGCGCAGCAAGAUCUGACCCUUUCACUUGCGGAUAAUCUUACUCGUCCGGAGAUGACAGCGCAACUUACGUCGUUGUUGGAGAAGAUUACGGCGAAGCCCAUGAUCCGUCGACUCGACUUCGCCACCAUGCAGGGUAUGUCUGCUUUUGACUUGGACGUCUGUGCUUUUUUGCUAAGUUUAUCGCAGAUCUCCACAACUUCGAAGAAGCUGUCACUGGCUUCCAGGUACUUUACGACGGGUGAGUCUAUAGAUCCACUCUUCGGUCAUUGGGACAUUACUAAUGAGUCCAGAAUGGCUUCAUCCUUCACCAUCUCUCGUCGACGGAGUAUGGUUCCCAUAUAUAAGAAAUGGGAAGCUUCCCUGGCCCGAGUCCAGAUUGUCCGACAAGAGAAAGUCGUUCAAAUGCUCGUUUUCCUAGGGAAUUUCCAACACGGCACAUGCAUGAACUUUGUGCUCAAAGGCACUGAUAUGAUGGAAUCCUUUGGCCGGUCUGGCAAAUUCGGCAUUCGAAUGGUGGACGCCAAGUUCGCCCUGCCAAAGAAGGACGACAAUCCCGGCUCUGACUUUGUGUGCCUCGACAUGCCUGAGUAUCCUAUCGAACAUGACGAUCUCACUAUUACAUUCGAUACCGAAGCUGGUGAGUUAUGGCUUGCUGGUCUUCUAGUGUGCCCCACUAACAAAGGUUAA
Penicillium bovifimosum is the source of this 3579-nucleotide messenger RNA. RefSeq lists its product as uncharacterized. The transcript has 2 exons. The record is from RefSeq and is a predicted model, not a curated record. Bases 1 to 3579 code for a protein of 1192 amino acids. Lineage: Eukaryota; Fungi; Ascomycota; Eurotiomycetes; Eurotiales; Aspergillaceae.